UGUCAGAGAAGUGGGUAAGUGAACCUGCAGGAUUGGACAGGUGCACUUACCGUUUUUAAACUAGGAACAGCAGUAAGAGCAACACCACUGAGAUUCACCAUCUAACAGUAUCGUAUGGCAGAUCAUCAGACCGAUGCCCCACCUCCCUACUACUCUGUCACAGGGCCAGCUCAACGCCCCCCUCCUUAUGCUCCCGCCAAUGGGGCCCAGGUGUGGCACACACCGCCAACCCAACCACAGUAUGUCCCGCGACCCGUGGCCACCCCGGUGGUCCUCACCCACGUAGCGCCUCCCCCAAGGAAGUUAUCCAGCCGGAGUCGUGGUUGUCGCUAUGGCAGCUCACUGUGCAUCACCUUAGCGCUCUCUCUGGUAGCCAUUGCCAUCUGGGUGGGAUUGAAGUAUGGACCAACAUGGCUGGAUAACCCUCCCACAGAGUCGACACCAGACACCUGCCCUGACGACACCGUGCUCUGCGAUGGCUCCAGCGACUGCUCGCGCGGGAGUGACGAGUCCGUCUGCGUGCGCUUUGGAAUAGGCGGCCAGCUGCAGGUCAAGACAUCUAGAACCACCGGUCAAUACCUUCCUGUCUGCUCUCAGGGCUGGAGCUCCAGCCUCACAGAUCUCAUCUGCUCUCAACUGGGCUUUAGAGGAAGCCACACCCAUGGGAGUAUGGCCUAUUUGAGUAGGCCUACUCUAUCAGCAACAGAUACGUCAUCUGAUCACAUACAGGGCAGGCUUACAGUCAGCCCCUCCUGCCCUGACCAACAGACUGUGACUCUAGAGUGUGUCAACUGUGGGCUGCCGCAGUCCUCCUCCAGGAUCAUAGGGGGCGGUGUAGCACAGCUGGGUCAGUGGCCCUGGCAGGUCAGUCUGCACCUGCAUGGUUUCCACACCUGUGGGGGGUCCCUCAUCUCCCCAGAUUAUGUGAUAACAGCAGCCCACUGCUUCUCCAGUUCCUCGGCCAAGUUAACCAGUAACUGGCGUGUUUACGUUGGCACUGUGUCUCAGCUGGCACUUCCAGCGCCCCACCUUGUGGAGAGGAUUGUCCUCCAUAAGGACUACAGCUCUGCGUCCAACGACUACGACAUAGCCCUGCUGAAGCUCAGCAGACCUGUGUCUACAUCUGAAAAUGUCCAGCCUGUGUGUCUACCGGCGUUUAGUCAGGUUUUUGCUACUGGAACGUUAUGCUGGACAACUGGGUUCGGAACUACAAUCCAGGGUGCAGUGAGCGGAUCCAACAGUCUGAUGGAGGUGUCCGUGGACAUCAUUUCCUCCCAUCAGUGCAACUCCAGGCAGGUUUAUGGAGGCCGCAUCACCAACAACAUGCUGUGUGCAGGAGACCUGGGAGGAGGGCGAGACUCCUGCCAGGGGGACAGUGGUGGUCCACUUGUAUGUAAAGGCGAAGACAGGUGGUAUCUGGCUGGUAUAACCAGCUGGGGAGAGGGCUGUGGACAGAGGAACAGGCCAGGGGUCUACACUAAAGUCAGCAGCCUUCUAACCUGGAUCUACAGCAACACACAGCAAGAGGCGCCUUGAUGAGUAUUUCCGGCAAGAGGAUGCUAUUGUGGGAAUGUAGCCCUUAUGAUUUUGUAAAUUCCUUUUAUCCAUAAUUUCAAUAUUUAAAUAAACAAUGCACAUUUUGUAA
This is a messenger RNA of Alosa sapidissima (American shad), 1645 nucleotides long. It is a transcript of the gene tmprss13b, whose product is annotated as transmembrane serine protease 13b. Gene Ontology annotation, cellular component: membrane. NCBI's taxonomy places the organism in Eukaryota, Metazoa, Chordata, Actinopteri, Clupeiformes, Clupeidae. The transcript is spliced from 13 exons. Gene Ontology annotation, molecular function: serine-type endopeptidase activity. Gene Ontology annotation, biological process: proteolysis. Bases 115 to 1536 code for a protein of 473 amino acids. The record is from RefSeq and is a predicted model, not a curated record.